Diospyros lotus (date-plum) is the source of this 1321-nucleotide messenger RNA. RefSeq names its product probable carboxylesterase 15. The transcript has a single exon. NCBI's taxonomy places the organism in Eukaryota, Viridiplantae, Streptophyta, Magnoliopsida, Ericales, Ebenaceae. Gene Ontology annotation, molecular function: hydrolase activity. The record is from RefSeq and is a predicted model, not a curated record. The coding region runs from base 38 to 1060 and encodes 340 amino acids.
GCACCAUCCGUUCCUUAAUUAAUUAUCACCAACAACAAUGGUGUACCAGAAGAACAUCGUCGACGAGGUCUCCGGCUGGCUUACGGUCUUCGAUGACGGCUCUGUGGACAGGACCUGGCGGGGUCCUCCCCAGGUCAAGUUCAUGGCGGAGCCGGUGCCGCCUCAUGACGUUUUUAUCGACGGUGUGGCCGUAAGGGACGUCGUCGACGACGUAUAUCCAGAGCUUCGAGUUCGAAUCUACCUUCCAGAGACUCGCGGUGAUAGGAAUGACAAGUUGCCGGUUGUUCUCCAUUUCCACGGCGGCGGGUUUUGCAUCAGCCAAGCCGACUGGUUCAUGUACUACCAUUUCUACACUCGGCUUGCUCGGGAGGCCGACGCCAUUUUCGUGUCGGUCUACCUCCCUCUGGCCCCCGAACACCGCCUCCCGGCCGCCGCCGAUAGAGGAUUCUCUGCUCUCCUCUGGCUGCGCGAUUUGGCUGACCAGCUGUCGAAUUCACCCGACCAGUGGCUCAACACCUACGCCGACUUCAGCAGAGUAUUCCUCAUCGGAGACAGCUCCGGCGGGAACCUGGUGCACGAAGUGGCCGCACGCGCCGGCGACGUGGACCUGGGUCGGGUGAGGCUAGCGGGCGCGAUCCCGAUCCACCCGGGGUUCGUCCGGUCGCAGCGGAGCAAGUCGGAGCUGGAGCAGCCCGAGUCGCCGUUCCUAACCCUAGACAUGGUGGACAAGUUCUUGAAGCUGGGGUUGCCGGUGGGCACCACCAAGGACCACCCAUUAACCUGCCCGAUGGGUGCAGCUGCGCCGCCUCUCGCAGGACUGAAGCUGCCGCCGAUGAUGUUCUGCGUGGCAGAGAAUGACUUGAUCAAGGACACGGAGAUGGAGUACUACGAGGCGUUGAAGAAGGCGAACAAGGACGUGGAACUGUUCAUCAGCUCUGGAAUGGGGCAUAGCUUCUACCUGAACAAGCUGGCAGUGGACAUGGAUCCUAAGACUGGAACCGAAACCGGCAAACUCAUAGCCGCCGUUGCAGAAUUCAUCGGCCGCCGCGCCCAUUACUGAACUGGUCGCAUGAGGGUGCAGCUUGCUUGAUUAGAGAUUGAUUAUAAUCAUCUUCUCUCCGCAGCAUCUUUUUCCAGAUAAAUAUUACUUGGACUGUUCAUGUACUUGUUUAACAAUGGCAAUAAAUUAAAGUGGAAAUUACAAAAAAUAACCCUCCACAAAUAGAAAAUUCGUUUUUCCCUCUUUUUGACAAAAAAAUAUUUUUACCCCUUACAAAUAAAUAGUUAUAAAAAAUAGUCACUUUACCAUUUUUCAUCAUAA